CUCGCCGUGACACCGGGACGCCCAUCGCUAGGUUUUCGUCCCUUCACUGCACCCCGCACGCUGGCCCUGGGCAGCUCCCAAGCUCCCACGCUCCCCCCCGGGCCUUCCAAGCACGCGCAUGCACCAGCUGCAGUCCGCCACACCUUAAUCCCAACAAACCGCCCUCCGAUCAAAACACCGUUCGCCGAUCAAGAAACGAGUCAUGGCCGAAGAUCGAUCCCGUCCCAUCGUCGGCACAGAUCUGAAAGUCGUCGCAGACUACAUCAAAACAGGCAAAGCAAAAGCUAUUCACCUCUUUACCGGCGCCGGAAUCUCCACCUCCUCUGGAAUCCCAGACUUCCGAUCCCCUACGACAGGGCUCUACGCAAACCUCGCCCGCCUGAACCUCCCCUACGCAGAAGCCGUCUUUGAUAUCGAUUUUUUUCGGCAUAACCCCUACCCAUUCUACGAACUCGCUCGCGAACUAUGGCCGGGCCGGUACAAACCCACGACAACACACGCUUUCAUCCGGCUGCUCCAGGAAAAAAAGCUGCUGGGGCGGUGUUGGUCGCAGAAUAUCGAUACGCUGGAGAGGAGGGCUGGGGUUAGUGGUGAGAGGUUGGUGGAGGCACACGGCAGUUUUGCGGGCGCGAGGUGUAUCAACCCGAGGUGCGCGACAACCAUGUCGCAAGAGGAGGUGCGCAAACACGUCUUCGCCGUACCGUCCACGGUGCCGACAUGCCAUAAAUGUGCGAGCUACGUGAAACCCAACAUCACCUUCUUCGGCGAGAACCUACCGGGCGCGUUUUUCGCGUCGCUGCCGAGUCUGGGGGAGGCGGACUUGGCGAUUGUGAUUGGGACGUCGUUGACGGUGUAUCCAUUCGCUGGGUUAGUCAAGAAAGUGCGAUGUCCAAGAGUGUUGAUAAAUAUGCAGUGCGUGGGGGAUUUCGAUGAGGAGGAGGACGUGGUGUGGGAGGGCGCGUGUGAUCAGGGCGUCGAGGAGUUAUGUGCGGAACUGGGGUGGACGAAGGAGCUGCAUGAGAUAUACGACACGUUCACUUUGGACGAAGAAGUCGCCGACAUGGAGCAGAAGGAUGCGAAGGACGAGGUGGAAGAGAUGACGGAGGCUGUGGAGAAGGGGCUCAAGAUUGAUGGGGAGGAGAAUGGAGGUCGGAGGGAUGGGAAGGAGGAGGAUGUACCGGCGUGGAUGAUCUGGCGGAAACCGAAGAUGUAGACGAGGUUUUGCUUGACAAGUGGUUACAGUACACGAUAUUUACCCUAUAGCUAUAGUUCUUUGCGUAGCCGUCUUCUAAGCCCCAACGCAUGGCGCCCUCAC
Saitoella complicata NRRL Y-17804 is the source of this 1315-nucleotide messenger RNA. RefSeq names its product NAD-dependent deacetylase sirtuin-2. The transcript has 2 exons. Gene Ontology annotation, molecular function: histone deacetylase activity, NAD-dependent; NAD+ binding. Lineage: Eukaryota; Fungi; Ascomycota; Saitoellomycetes; Saitoellales; Saitoellaceae. The record is from RefSeq and is a predicted model, not a curated record. The coding region runs from base 203 to 1213 and encodes 336 amino acids.